AUGUGUAAAUACUACGCCCACGCCUUCCUCUGCAAGCACAUCACCUUCUCGUUUGCCACCUUUUGCGACCCGGCCAGCAUGAUCCAGACCCGCUGCGGGGAGAGGUCGAUAUGGCAGACGAUCCGCAUGGAGGAGUACUGUGACGACUGCAAGGCUUAUUACCCAGCACCGUCGUCGUCGGCUCACUCGUCAAGGCGGCGGUAA
Messenger RNA from Podospora pseudocomata, 204 nucleotides. RefSeq lists its product as uncharacterized. NCBI's taxonomy places the organism in Eukaryota, Fungi, Ascomycota, Sordariomycetes, Sordariales, Podosporaceae. The transcript has a single exon. The record is from RefSeq and is a predicted model, not a curated record. The coding region runs from base 1 to 204 and encodes 67 amino acids.